Molecule: messenger RNA, 1456 nt
Organism: Gopherus evgoodei (Goodes thornscrub tortoise)
Lineage: Eukaryota; Metazoa; Chordata; Testudines; Testudinidae
Exons: 3
Coding region: 381-1160 (259 amino acids)
Source: RefSeq, a predicted model, not a curated record
UGGGGAUGUUUGUUCCUUCUCUAUUCCAAGUUGGGUUUAUCAUCUCCAGGAUGUGUUGGAGCCAAGCAGCAGUGUUUCCUAGAUGCGGGGGGUCAGUGCUCCUGUUCCUUGCAGGAAGGAGGCAUACGUUCCUUGCAGUGGAGUUUUACUUUCAAGUUCCCCAGUCAUGUGAUUUCUCCAAACUUCGAUGCAGCAUUAACCUUUUCAGUUUCACUUCUUGCCCCCCAGCCCUUUCUAGCCAGUGUUCAGCUCAUGCAGCGUCUUCUCGCUACACUUCAGCAACUGCCUUUCUAGGAAACAAAGCCGAGCUGCAGUAGCUGCUUCAUCCCAGACGCAGGGAACCGGAACAUCUGAAAGCUGCAGGAAGUUUAGCAUCUAAAAUGUCAAGCUACGUCAUUGAAGUUGCCAACAACAGUAAGGGAUGUGUCACCGUUGUUGUUAGUACCAAUCCGGUAUUACAAUUGUUGAGUGAUUCUCUGACUGUGACCUUCCCCGCCUACGAGCUCCUCAAGUCAUUCUUCCCUAAAGACAAGCGGAGCAUUUCACCAGGGGAAACCUCAGUUGUAAACAAAGUUAGUAUCUGGAAAAUGUUCACCUAUGGAGUUGGGUUGACAGGAGCAGAAUGGUACUGCAUUACAGUGACCAGAGAGGAUGAUGAGUGGGUGGCUGUGUGUCAAACUCCUCUGCAUUGCACCUGGAUUGUGGAGGAUGAGAAAAUCUACCGCCAAGAUAAACCGUCAAUAUGCAAACCAUUUAGUUUUGUACCUGAUGAUAAAUCCAGCUACAUCAUUAAAGUUACCAACAAAACCAAGGAAGUCAUCAGUGUUGUGCUUCAUAAAGAUCUGCUAGCCCAAGUGCUGAGCAAUGGACUACGAAGAAUUUCAAGCCAUGUGAGAGACCGUUACUUCAAGUCAGGGGUUACAGUUUGUCCAGGAAAAACAAAAACUAUUCAUAAAGUGAACCCCAGGAAUUUAUCCUUCUACAAAUCCAUCAUGAAUGUAGCAGGCAUGGUAAAUAUGUCAAUCUAUUCUAUAAUGGUGAUCAGGGAAAGGGAUAAACAGAUCGCUCAGUGUAACACCCCUUUGCAUUGCACCUGGAUCGUGGAGAGCCAUGGAAUGUGGCAAGAAAAUAAACCUACAGAAGUUUGCAAAUUUCAAUAACAUGCUUUUUUCCUGCUGCUUGCUUAUAAAAAUAUGGAGAAGAUGACCCCGAUGAAUACGCCUUAUAAGUCCAUGGGGCUUCGCCAGUAUUAGCUUUAGGAGCCAACACAACAGUUGUGUGUGUCCUGGUGACUAAAUAUGUGAACUAACCAUUUGCAACAUAUAAUUUAUCUGACAAUUUUUUUCAGUUUUGAAUAAAUCACUUGCAAAUAAUUUCUUAGUAUUUAGCCAGUUCCACUGAGGCAAAUGUAUUCACCACUUCUUUGUGACAAUCGAAUAAACUCUCUAUGAAUAUA